AUGAUCUCCCCUGGCGGAUUGAAAAAGUUCGAAAUGCCGAUGUUUGGCCGCCGGGAGACGACUCAACCAAAUUUAAGCGCUGCCCUGAUAAUACCUACUGUUGUGGCCAGAAUCUUGCAAUCGGACGCGGUAUUACCCAGGAUGAACUUCAUGACAAUUGCACACCCAUGUAAAAUAAGUUAAUCCAGAAAACCUGAUACGGUGUUUGGAAGGUUUUCUUGUUCAUGUUUCGUUUGGCAUCUUUGAGCCUGAGCUAUCACUUGAUUUGAUAACCUGCACAAACUCUCCACUUGAAGUUGGACCCACUUGUGCAAA
This is a messenger RNA of Puccinia graminis f. sp. tritici CRL 75-36-700-3, 315 nucleotides long. RefSeq lists its product as uncharacterized. The transcript is spliced from 2 exons. NCBI's taxonomy places the organism in Eukaryota, Fungi, Basidiomycota, Pucciniomycetes, Pucciniales, Pucciniaceae. Bases 1 to 183 code for a protein of 60 amino acids. The record is from RefSeq and is a predicted model, not a curated record.